Messenger RNA from Rhodamnia argentea, 1811 nucleotides. Its product is annotated as putative cyclin-A3-1. Gene Ontology annotation, molecular function: cyclin-dependent protein serine/threonine kinase regulator activity. Gene Ontology annotation, cellular component: cytoplasm; nucleus; cyclin-dependent protein kinase holoenzyme complex. Gene Ontology annotation, biological process: mitotic cell cycle phase transition; regulation of cyclin-dependent protein serine/threonine kinase activity. The record is from RefSeq and is a predicted model, not a curated record. The transcript is spliced from 8 exons. Bases 242 to 1417 code for a protein of 391 amino acids. Lineage: Eukaryota; Viridiplantae; Streptophyta; Magnoliopsida; Myrtales; Myrtaceae.
CUCGCACGCGGAAAGUAAAGAAAAAAACCUGCGAAGCGCCAAGAAAAUGGCUUUCAAACAUGGCGCUCCUGUUAAAAUUUUCCCCUUCUCGCUCUUCUCUACAAAAACUCCCCCCACCCCAACCCUUCUCUCAUUCCGCUCGCCACUCCCUCCUCUCUCUCUCUUCUCUCUCCAUUGGCAAAGACUAAACACUUGUGAGGAGUUGAGGGCAGUGGGGGAGUGCGCGUAAUCAUCAGGACUAAUGGCGGAGCAGGGGCGGAGCUUGCGCAUCACCCGCGCGGCCAAGAAGAGGGCCGCGACUGCGACGGGGAAGGCGGCGGAUGCGGCGGGCGAGGAGCAGACCCCGGCGACCAAGAAGCGCGUCGUCCUCGGGGAGCUCCCCAACUUGUCGAACAUCGUCGUCAAGGCGGACGGCGGGUUGAACGCGAAGAAGCCCAAGCCUAGGCAGCUCAAGGCGGUUCGAGGGAAGGUCAAGAAGCCCGUGACGGAGAGCACGGCCAGCAGUGCUCCAUUGAGCGGCCCAUCGUUGGAGUCGGAGGAUGUGGAUCCGAAGAUCGACGUCGAGCCCGCGUCAGACGAUCCCCAGAUGUGUCGAGCUUACGUGGCCGACAUAUACGAGUAUCUGCAUAAGAUGGAGAUGGAGCCUCAUAGAAGGCCUUUGCCUGAUUACCUCGAGAAGGUUCAGAAGGAUGUGACGGCGAACAUGAGAGGGAUAUUGGUCGAUUGGUUAAUUGAAGUCGCCGAAGAGUACAAGCUGCUCUCCGAUACGCUCUACCUCUCCAUCUCCUACAUUGAUAGGUUCCUGUCUCUGAGUGUUCUCAACAGGCAAAAGCUUCAGUUGCUGGGCGUUUCCGCAAUGCUCAUUGCCUCAAAGUAUGAAGAGAUCAGCCCUCCUCAUGUGGAGGAAUUCUGUUACAUAACGGAUAACACUUACACUAAGGAAGAGGUUGUUAAGAUGGAGUCUAAUAUACUCAAGUCACUGAUGUUUGAGAUGGGCAAUCCUACAAUAAAGUCAUUUUUAAGAAGGUUUAAUCGAAUUGCUCAAGAGGGCUAUAAAACAAAUAAUCAUCUGCAACUAGAGUUCCUAGGCUACUACCUUGCUGAGCUAAGUUUGCUCGACUAUAGUUGCGUGAAGUUCUUACCUUCUCUGGUAGCUGCUUCUGUGACAUUUCUUGCCAGAUUCAUGGUCCGACCAAAGACCCAUCCUUGGAGCUUAGCCCUGCAACAAUACUCAGGGUAUUGUCCCAAGGAUUUGAAGGAUUGUGUGCAAAUCCUGCACGACUUGUAUCUAAGUAGAAGGGGUGGAUCUUUGCCUGCAGUGAGAGAAAAAUACAGACAACAUAAGUUCAAAUGCGUCGCAAGCAUGGCCUCUCCACCGGAGAUACCUGCUGCUUACUUUGAAGAUGUUGGAGAAUGAUGAGUUGGCUUGCCGUUGGUCAUGAAACCAAAUUACAUUUUUCAGCAAAUGGAUAGAGAAAUGCACGAGUCUCAAGACCGGAGGAUUUGCCUGCAGCUCUUAAAUGUUGAAUGGGCUCUUUAAAGUUGCAGAUUAACUUAGCCUAAGAAUGCACAUAAAGCAGAACAUCUGAUGCUGAAACGGAGCUUGCUACUGUUUCAAUGUUGCUGCAAUCAGAAGGCAGAGCCGGUAUCCUGGAUACCAACAUGAGCAUUUAAAUUGGUUCUACGCCUGAUUUGAGGAUUGGAAACUAGUUUAUAUUUGUUUCUGAUUACCAGACAUUGACUUACCACUGUACAUAGAUUGACAGUGGUCAAUUUUUGGCUUUGUCGUUCUAAUGAUUUUGAUCUGGUAA